Molecule: messenger RNA, 798 nt
Organism: Guillardia theta CCMP2712
Lineage: Eukaryota; Cryptophyceae; Pyrenomonadales; Geminigeraceae
Exons: 2
Biological process (GO): protein phosphorylation
Molecular function (GO): ATP binding; protein kinase activity
Source: RefSeq, a predicted model, not a curated record
CAGCUGGACCGCGGGAACUUCGCUGUGGUGAAUCGGGGGAAGAUGAGAAGGAGGAGGACGGAGGCAGCGGAGGAGGAGGAGGAGGAAGUGGCGGUGAAGAAGCUGACGAAUCAGAACCUGACGAGCGCGGAGUUCAGUCAGUUCUGCGAGGAGGCAAGGCUGAUGAGGAGGAGCUUGCACCCCUGCGUCUGCUCCCUCCUUGGCGUCUGCAUCGAGCCAGGACACUUCGCGCUCGUGAUGGAGCUCGUGGCGGGCGGGAACCUGCACAAGGUGCUCCGGCGCUCUGCCAUCCCAUGGCGGACGCGCAUACAGAUGGGUAUCGACCUGAGCGACGCCGUCUCCUUCCUCCACUCGCUGCGCCCUGCUGUCCUCCACCUCGACAUCAAGUCGCCCAACCUUCUGGUGUCGGAGGCCAUGCGGCUGAAGCUCGGAGACUUCGGCCUCGCGCGCGAGAAGGAGGAGGAGGCGAAGGAGGAGGAGGCGAAGUCCUCUUUCCAGCCGGGAACGGUGCAUUGGAUGGCUCCUGAGCUCAUGACGCGCGGCUUCCGCCAUGAGGCGACAGACGUCUUUGCCAUGGGGGUUGUCCUGUGGGAGCUCUGGACGCAGAAGACUCCCUAUCAUAAGAAGAAUGUUCGUGAAAUCGCCAACGCUGUGAUCUCCGGCUCUAGACUCGAUGUUCCCGAGAUCGUGGACCCUCCGGCGAGGAGGAACGAGGAGUAUGCCCAGCUCAUGUCGGCGUGCUGGGAGCAGGAGUAUGAGCGACGUCCUUCAGCCGCUGAGGUUCUGCGAUCUCUGCGG